GGGAUUGGUCUCUCCAUCUGAGAACACCAUCGAGCAGCGUCACCGAGUGCCGUGCUGUACGCGCAACAAGGAUCUAUUAAAAUGGAGGAAAAGACUCAGGCUGCCGAGCGAGAGACCAAAAAGGACGAAGCCCACGAGAAGGACACGCGGAACAAGAGUUCUAAAAAGAGGGAAGCUAGGAAGAAAAAGAAAGAAGCUGCGCACGCAGCCAGCGAAAAUCACAACAACAAUAGGGAAGAGAAAGAGAUGUCCAGCACGUGCAAUAUCUCUAUAAAGGAUAUCCAGAUGGCGAUGGAGGUAUUCAAUAUGCAACAGAAACCUGCCAAAACUCAGGAGGAAGCGAUGCAGAAGCCUUAUCAAUUCUGGAGCACACAGCCAGUACCAAAAAUGGAUGAGAAAAUCGUACGUAACGAGCCGAUCGAGCCUGAUAAAACAGCCAUUAGAGAGGAGCCGUACUCGCUGCCGGCCGACUUUCAAUGGGACACCUUGAAUUUGGACGAUCCUCUGGUGCUGUCGGAGUUAUACACGCUCCUCUCGGAGAACUAUGUCGAGGACGACGAUGCCAUGUUCAGAUUCGACUAUCCUCCGAAUUUCUUGAAAUGGGCGUUACAACCGCCCGGCUGGUGCAAGGAGUGGCACUGCGGCGUGCGAGUGAGCAAGAGCGGACGUCUAGUCGGUUUUAUUUCCGCCAUACCGGCCACUUUACGCGUUUACAAUCAUACUCAGAAGAUGGUGGAGAUUAACUUUCUUUGCGUGCACAAGAAGCUGAGAUCAAAGCGGGUCGCGCCCGUGCUGAUACGCGAGAUUACGAGGAGGGUGAACCUGAAGGGAAUCUUUCAGGCUGUGUACACUGCCGGUGUCGUUUUACCAAAACCGAUCGCGACGUGCAGAUAUUGGCAUCGAUCUCUAAAUCCAAAGAAACUGAUCGACAUCAAGUUCUCUCAUCUUACUCGCAACAUGACGAUGCAGAGAACUCUAAAGCUAUACAAACUGCCAGAUAAUACGAAAGUACCGGGAUUCAGAAAGCUGGUUUACACGGAUAUACCGCAAGCGCAUAAAAUAUUAACGGAAUACUUGGAGAAGUUCGAUCUCGCGCCGACGUUCUCGGUCGAGGAGUUCGAGCACUGGUUCCUACCGCAAGCUGGUAUCAUCAAUAGCUUUGUGGUGGAGAAGGAGGGGAAGAUCACCGACAUGGUGAGCUAUUACACAUUGCCGAGCUCCAUUAUGCAUCAUCAGACACACAAGACUCUCAAGGCUGCAUACAGUUUCUACAACGUGUCCACCACGACGCCGUGGCUCGAACUGAUGAUGGACGCUCUGAUAUCCGCGCGCAACCUGGGUUUCGAUGUGUUCAACGCGCUGGAUCUCAUGGACAACAAGGAGUUCUUGGAACCGCUCAAGUUCGGCAUCGGCGAUGGCAAUCUUCAAUACUACCUGUACAACUGGCGUUGCCCCAGCAUGACACCUGGCAAGAUCGGUCUUGUGCUGCAGUAGAUCAGCUUCCAGCUCGACGAAGUCCCCAACUAACUAGAAGCGGUCUCUCGCAUUUCCACGAUCUUGCGAGAGGAAUAAUAGCUAUUGGGUACGAACUACGAGGAACACACAUAGCAAUAGGGGAAGAAACGUGACGAACGAAAAAGAGAGAACAUCGAGGUCAGACGUAGAUUCAAUCUAUGAUCUCGACCGGUUCCACCGGACGGGAAUGGCAAUUUUCGUCUUCGGGAUGCAAUUCUAGGUUGGAUUACUCGCGAGCGAGACGACUAUGAUGAUUGUGUAUUGUACAGCGCACGUGUACAUACGUAUCUGCGUAACUCGAGCAAUGUAGAUAAGCAUCAUGCGAUUAAUAGCGAUUACGUGAAGGGGGGUAGGGAAGGGGAAGGGGGAGGGAGGGGCACGUUGCCCGGCAGGAGUUUUCCGCGGAUUUUCAAUAAUAUACGCCUCUUAGACAUCAAGUAACUCUUUAUCUGUUUUUCCUUUACACCUUCUCGGCUAAUUAGUAAAAGGUAACGUAUUACGCCGGAGUGUGAAUGGCAGGCGAGUUAAAAGAAUAAAUUGAAAUUUAUCGAGAA
Ooceraea biroi (clonal raider ant) is the source of this 2069-nucleotide messenger RNA. It is a transcript of the gene Nmt, whose product is annotated as N-myristoyl transferase. Lineage: Eukaryota; Metazoa; Arthropoda; Insecta; Hymenoptera; Formicidae. Gene Ontology annotation, molecular function: glycylpeptide N-tetradecanoyltransferase activity. Gene Ontology annotation, cellular component: cytoplasm. The record is from RefSeq and is a predicted model, not a curated record. Gene Ontology annotation, biological process: N-terminal peptidyl-glycine N-myristoylation.